Messenger RNA from Pimephales promelas (fathead minnow), 2222 nucleotides. RefSeq lists its product as uncharacterized. Gene Ontology annotation, molecular function: glycosyltransferase activity. NCBI's taxonomy places the organism in Eukaryota, Metazoa, Chordata, Actinopteri, Cypriniformes, Leuciscidae. Gene Ontology annotation, cellular component: cytoplasm. The record is from RefSeq and is a predicted model, not a curated record.
CCACGACUGCUCAUCUUUCGGCUAGGACAGCACAAUAUCUUACCGUUAAAAAAAUGGCUUUCAAGAGCAACUCAUCCCCCCCUUCCCCCGUCAACAAUCCAGUCAACUGAACCCAAUUAUUUUUUUAGCGGCUGGCUUGACCGUGUAUUUUCAAACUGCGGCUGGCUUGACCGCGGUCAAUAGAAAAUGAAAGUAAAAACUGUUGAGCUGAACUAAUUAUCUCAGAGACGAGGAGAGCGGAAUCUACUUAACGUGCUGAUAACGGGAAACGCGAUGGAAUAUGACUAACUGAAGAGUGAAUCAAAAGCAAUCGAUUUAAAAUGACGAAUAGACCGGUGAUCUGUGUUUUGGUCAUUUUUAUUUCUGCAGCAUGCUUUUUACAUUUAUACAUACUGCCAUCCGAUGAGAUCUACUUCAAAAUCAAACAAAUCUUACAGAUCAUCAAACAAAUCUUCAAACAAAUCUUACAGAUCAUCAAACAAAUCUUACAGAUCUUCAAACCCACACGGAUCUUCCCCAAACCCACACAGAUCUACCCCAAACCCACAAGGAUCCACCCCAAACCCACACGGAUCUUCCCCAAACCCACACAGAUCCACCCCAAACCCACACAGAUCCACCCCAAACCCACACAGAUCCACCCAAAACCCACACAGAUCCACCCCAAACCCACACAGAUCCACCCAAAACCCACACAGAUCCACCCAAAACCCACACAUAUCUACCCCAAACCCACUCCGAAAGCAUGUGGCGUUCAAGUGGAGGACGAUCCUGGGAUUAAAGUCGGGAGCCUUCACACAUAUGUGAUCGGCUCUUAUAUGGAUCAUCGUUUCAACGUGAAACAGAUAAAGAUGAUUGCUAUCGUUCUCCGUGAUGAGAAGGUGACGUACAGGUGUGUGAUGUGCUGCGAAGGGAGGAACGUGACUUCACCAGCCGAAUACACAAUUCACUACGACCACUUUGAUUUUGAGUACGGCACUGCCACUAUCACAUGCCAGAUCCAUAGCUCGUGUUCGACACCGACGCAUGUUGCGUUAACAGCCAGUGAGAUCUCGGACAGCAUAACAUCCUUCCAACCCAUUAGAAACAGAGACGUUCCAACAGUCUUCCCGUAUUCGUUUACAGUCUGCAUCUCUGUCAUGUAUGACUACGAGAAUGUGCUGGGAUUAGUCCAGGCGAUGGAGAUGUUCAGACUGCUUGGUGCUCAAAGGGUGGUGAUAUAUAAAACCAACUGUGAUUCAGACAUACAGAAGGUUCUGGACUACUAUGUGAAAAGUGGUUUUGUGGAGAUCAUCCCAUGGACGAUUAAAAAGCACAUCAAUGUGUCUAAUGGCUGGAGGAAGAGUGACUCACCUGGUCAGCUGCAUUAUUAUGGGCAAAUUCCUGCACUUAAUGACUGUGUUUAUCGUUACAUGUACCAAAGUCGCUAUCUGGCUCUACAUGACAUGGAUGAGUUCAUUCUGCCUCUCAAGGUGAAGAGCUGGACAGAUCUGUUGCGUGAGCUUGAGAACACGUAUGGCACUAAUGUGGGCUUUGAGUUUGAGAAUAAUAUAUUCCCUUGUACCGCAAAACCUGAUUAUGGACAAACCAAGUGGAAAAAUGUACGGGGUAUGAAUAUUUUAAACUGUAUAGAGCGAGAAGUUCCCAUUAGUUUAGACAAUUUCAAGAUUAUAGUAAAUCCUCGGCUAGUUCUGAGGGUUAAUGUACAUGGCAUUGAGGAAACUGUGAAACAUCAACGCUACUACACAGUAAGAGUGCAGAACUCCAUCGCUCGCAUGUAUCACAUCAAAUCAUACUCAACAAACACAAAACUUGUAAGAGAUGAUCAUCUGAAUGACUAUGCCGGAGAUCUUGUGCCUGCUGUUUCUAAAGUUCUACAGGACUGUGGAUUCAUUAAUGAAUGAAUUGUUGCGAAGAACUGUUUCAUGUCAGUAAAAAAAAAUACAAAUAAAUAGAUGAAUAAACUAUUUUUUUAAAAACAAAACAAGUGAACCAAUCCCUGAAUGAACAUAAGGUCGACAUGAGGUCAAUUUUCUUUUCAAGCUCCUAUAAACGCAAUUGAAAAUAAAUGGGCCUUUACACAUUCCUACAAGUUACACAAUACUAUGAUACAGAAUUCAAAAGAGGGAUGAAUGGCUAUUUCUCUCAGAUAAACAACUUUUUUACAGUAAUAUAGCAUUUGACAGCUUAUGACAGCAACAGAUUCCAUUUUGAAACUAUAA